Molecule: messenger RNA, 703 nt
Organism: Globicephala melas (long-finned pilot whale)
Lineage: Eukaryota; Metazoa; Chordata; Mammalia; Artiodactyla; Delphinidae
Source: RefSeq, a predicted model, not a curated record
AUGGUGUGGCCUGUGACCGCCCAGACCGGCGCGAUCCUAGCACAGCUCUCACCCGAGCCCUCCGGCUCUGGGUGGGUGUGGGAUCCCUGGGGCCGGACUGCCGGCGGGCUGGCCGCGGGCCCCGCCCCCUCCUUCAACUCCGGGACCCCGACGCUCUCCAGCGCUCGCUUGCUGUGCUCCAGCGAUCUGCGAGCCUCGGGGAGGCGAGGGGCGGGGCGGCGCGCGCGGAUCGAUGGGCGAAGCUGGGGAGGAAUUUCAAUCCCCGGAGCGAAGUUAGAGCUUGAAGGACGGCGGCGGUGGCGGCGGCGGCGGGCGCAGCCCCGGAGCGGCGGCCGGGCGAGCAGUGGAAGCUGCCUUGGUGACACCGUGUCCUGCACUUUGUCUGGACCCGUGCUCUCCCUCUGUGUCCUGAAACGAGGAUGUGAUGCCUACGACCCCCUUGGGGAGGAACACACCAGCCUGGUCUUCUCAGACAGGCCAGGUCAUCGGCAGGCCCUGAUCCGGAGCAGGACCGGCUGGAGCUGGAGGACGCCCGGGCCGAUGGGGAAGGAGGCCCCGGUUCCGGCAGGACGCCGGCGGAUGGCGAGAGGCGGCUGGCCGUGAGGGAGGCGCUCCCCCCGCCCCCAGCACUCGGGCCGCCCGGCCAUGCGGCUCGGCCCGGUGCGCCCCUGAGAGCGCGGGCGCCCUCCCCUCCCGCCACCCC